This is a messenger RNA of Tarenaya hassleriana, 1573 nucleotides long. RefSeq names its product plant cysteine oxidase 2. Gene Ontology annotation, molecular function: oxidoreductase activity, acting on single donors with incorporation of molecular oxygen, incorporation of two atoms of oxygen. Lineage: Eukaryota; Viridiplantae; Streptophyta; Magnoliopsida; Brassicales; Cleomaceae. Bases 409 to 1299 code for a protein of 296 amino acids. The record is from RefSeq and is a predicted model, not a curated record. The transcript is spliced from 5 exons.
CGGAAAAUGGCCCCUGGUUUCUCUCUCUCUGCCCAUAAAGAAUCGAAGUUGACAAAUCCGCCUCCAUUUAUAUAUGCACCGUUAUCUUCAUCCCUUUCGUUAAUCCCAACACUGUUUCUCAUCUCCCUUUCCGGCGGCGCAUUGUUUCUCAGGCGUUUCCGACGUAGAAUUCGUCAGUCCGCUUACGUAUUCUGCAGCAAUCUGCUUUUGGAACUCCCCUAAUCGCACUGUUUUUCAGCAGUUACAACUGUUGUUCUUCGUCUCGUGCCCUGUUAUCGAGAACCCAGAUCGAAAUUUCGGUUCUUUCUUCGAUUUUCUGCGACACCCGUAUCGUAUGAAGCCUGAGUUUUUCAGGGGAUUUAGGGUUUUUUGAAGUUUUUGUUCGGCGAAUUCGCAAUCUGAAGGUGAAUGGGGAUUGGGACAGGACUGGCUGGUCGAGUAGAGAAGGAACUCUCGGAGCUUCCGAGGAAAACGAUUCCGAAUUCCAAUGCGGAGAUUCCGGUGAUCAACUCCGCCGCAACCGCCCUUUCCGCUCCGGCGAAUCCGAAGAAUUCGCGUAAGAAGCUUCGACGGCGGAGCAAGAAGACGGCGGUUUCUCCAGUUCAGAGGUUGUUCAACACUUGCAAAGAAGUGUUCGCCAAUGGCGAACCCGGAAUCGUCCCCUCACCGGAGAACAUUGAACGACUACGAGCUGUUUUGGAUGAGAUCAAACCUGAAGAUGUUGGGGUGAACCCUCAAAUGCCAUAUUUCCGUGCCAAAGCCGGAGGACGAACUCCGAUAGUUACUUACCUACACAUCUACGAAUGCGAAAAGUUCUCGAUGGGAAUCUUCUGCUUACCCCCUUCAGGUGUCAUCCCUCUGCACAACCAUCCAGGAAUGACGGUUUUCAGCAAGCUUCUCUUCGGCACAAUGCACAUCAAGUCCUAUGAUUGGGUCAUCGACGCUCCCCAUCCUAGCGAGGAUACCCGAUUAGCCAAAGUGAAAGUGAACUCCGACUUUGUAGCCCCCUGUGAUUCGUCCAUCCUCUACCCAGCAGAUGGAGGGAACAUGCAUUGCUUCACAGCACAGACGGCCUGUGCCGUUCUUGACGUUCUCGGCCCUCCGUACAACGACCCGGCUGGGCGCCACUGCACUUACUACUUCGAUUACCCGUUCUGCCAUUUCAAAGUGGAAGGGAUAGAGGUGGUGGGGGGAGAGGAGAGGGAAGGUUACGCAUGGCUGAAGGAAAGGGAGGAGAAGCCAGAGGAUUUGACCGUUGUGGCGAUGAUGUACAGUGGACCGGCCAUCAAGGAUGAAUGAGAGACAAGUGUUCCUACUUGCUUUGAAUUGUCGUUUUGCUCUUCUUUCUUCUUCUUUUUUAGGGUUUUUCUUUUGUUUUGGGGAAGGAGAUAAAAAGGAAAGGGAACAAAAAUGUUGUGUUAUUUGGGUUUUGUGUAUAUAAAAGCGGCAACUCAGAGAACGAGAGAGGCAUUUGCCUUUGUAAGUGGAACGAAAAAGGACUUAGUGAUAGAAAAUAGGGAUGGACGUUUCGCCUUUUGGUUUAGUAUUCAGACGAUUUGGUUCAAAAAUGAUA